AUGCCAACACCCACACCGCUGGCAUCUUCACCGCGAACAGUCUACGAUAUUGUGAAGUCACACAUACAUCUCCCCAUCAACCGCGACUACAAUGCCCUGAAGCGCGUGCUGCGCGAUUGGCUGGCCUACACCACGCGCACACCGUUGCAGGAAAAACCGACCUUCUCAGCGGAGCUGGUCAUCACUGUUACCCGUUUGCCACCCGCGUCUCUGAGUGCUGUAGCACAAGGUCCGGGUGGCAUCAGCGGAGCCACGCUUGGCCAGGCGCGUUCGACGCGAAGAGCAGGUCGUCGGUGGGCAUUGUGGGGCACACGGGCGGGCUACGAUGACACUGGCGGCUCUGCCUUGGCCGAGGAGGCGACCGAUGCGGCUUCCUUUUCUGCGCCCACCAUCCCUCCCUACGUGUACCGCAAAGUUGUGCCUCUCCACGUGUGGACGGCGGUGCUGCCUUGGGAAAUGCAGCGCGGGCUGUCCUUCAGCGAUAUGAGGCUGCCCGCAAACGCGUUAUCGUCGCGUGGUGACGCGUCAGGGGUGACUGCGCUCUCUGCUAAGGCAGCCGCAGAAGAAGCCUCGCACCACGGAAGUGGCGCGAUGGCCCCAGCAGCCGGAGCAGCGGCGGAUCCGCAGGCGCCAUCCGAUAUGCCGGUGCGGUCACCACAGCAGCGGCAGCUGGGGGCAGUCGAGGAUGCUGAGGAAGAGGACCCUUACGGGGUUGUCACGCCAUCCAUCGCCUCCUUCAAGGGCAACAGUGCGAGUGUGGCGGCAGCGUUUGCGCGCACUCCGCUCCGUGCUGCGACCACCGCCACAGCAACAGCAGCGGUAUCCUCCUUGUCCAUCACACCCCCUGCGCCUGCCAUGUUGUUCCUCACCGAUAUGCGCUCUACCAAAGCUUACGGCAUCGGCUUCUGGAGUGGGGCGAUCUGCCAAGCCAUCGAUGUCCUCUUCGUUGGACCGACACUGCCUAGCUCGGUUGGCGGGGCCUCCGCAUCGUUUCGGCAACUUCGCCAGCAAGACGGUUUAGCGCUGGUGAUGGACAAUAAAAUCUCCAGUGACGUCCUUCAUCGCUUCUUCCCAUUGCACGAGAUACGAUCCCCAUUGUCGUCCGCGGCAUCGGCCUCAUCUGCCACCUUCCGUGUCCACUCCUUUGGGCACCUGGACCCGUUGCCACCGUCGCUCCACCCAUCCCGACUCGGCGUCGACGAUUGGCAGGAGGCAUACCGCGGGCUGUCCUUCACCGUGGCACCGGACGCGCCGUACAACACUCCAGAGGAAGCGCCACGAUAUGUGUUUGAGGUGCCGCGGCACACGCUGCGAACUGCCGUGGUGGCGGCACUGGAGGAAAGUCGCAGCGCUCAUCAAGAGCAGCUGCGCACCAGCGCUGCACGAGGAGGCUUUCUCGGAAAAGGUGCGACGGCCAUCUGUGAUCGAGACGUGACCAGCAGCAAGCUGUGUGGGCAGGCAGACGACGAUGCCGCCAUCGACCUUGUCGUGAACAUGUCGGAGCAGCUGCGCGCCGACCUCUUCGCCAAGGCGCAGCUCUGCGUGGAGUACGUGUCGUCUCUGGAGGAAGCCAUUGCCCACUACGCACGGAAGCUCAACACGGAAGCUGCGGCCGCUGCAGAAGUGCCACUGGACGAAAGGUCCCCUAACCACGCUGACUCUAGCACUGGGAAUGGAAGGCGCAUGAAGGUGUGGCUAUCCGAGCACGAGUUCCGCUGGAUGACACCAGAGGAGCUGAAACAUACCUCUGCAGUUGGAGAGACGACCGAGCAGCAGGCACACGAGAGCUCCCCGAUGCACGUGGCCGAAGAAGAGGUCUUUCAAGGGCAGGAGGACAAAGCGGCCGCGACGUCACAGAUGAGAAACGACAGCUUCGCUUCUGCUCACGCGAUGACUGAAGCAACGACACGAGACACCGCCGCGUCGCUCUUCUCUCGAGCAAACGCCAGCGUGCCUCCCGUCGCUGCGUGCGCCAUGGAGACACAGCCAGCUCAGCUGGAGGCCGUCAGCGCGGCUCGCAGCAUCAGCCUGCAGUCACCCAUCCUGCGGGAUGAAGAAGAGGGCCGCCCUUCGUAUCUCGCCCCGUCGUUUAUCGGCCGUCACGAGGCGCCCGCCCUGCAGAACAGCGCCAUCGUUCUGAGCGCCGACAAGCUCGCUCGCUAUCCUCGCACACACUCCCACAUGCCGGAGCUGCCGCCAGUGGACUACGAGCUGUACGAGCUGUGCAUGCGUCUUGGGGUUGGGCAGCAGUCAGUUCUGUAUCACUACCACGAGCGCAUCCUACAUGAGUGGCGCCGUGAGCUGCAUCACCGCCGGCAGCAGCAGCAGACUGGCGUCGUACCAGAACCCGCACAUGUAACAGCCCCGUCGCGUUUGGCUGAGGAAGAUGUGCAGCGCAUGGUGGACCUCGUGCGAGACCGAAGCCUGCAGCUGCCCUCCGACAUGGUCUCUCUUGUGGAGGCCGUAGCUGCAGCGGUGUGA
Leishmania braziliensis MHOM/BR/75/M2904 is the source of this 2481-nucleotide messenger RNA. RefSeq lists its product as hypothetical. NCBI's taxonomy places the organism in Eukaryota, Euglenozoa, Kinetoplastea, Trypanosomatida, Trypanosomatidae. The transcript has a single exon. Bases 1 to 2481 code for a protein of 826 amino acids. The record is from RefSeq and is a predicted model, not a curated record.